This is a messenger RNA of Helianthus annuus (common sunflower), 594 nucleotides long. RefSeq lists its product as uncharacterized. The record is from RefSeq and is a predicted model, not a curated record. The coding region runs from base 1 to 594 and encodes 197 amino acids. Lineage: Eukaryota; Viridiplantae; Streptophyta; Magnoliopsida; Asterales; Asteraceae. The transcript has 2 exons.
AUGGCCAUUUUCACACUUUACACAUUGUCUGAAAACAUGCGUCUAAAAGAUUUAACUGAUAACACAGCUUCAGCACAAGCCUCUGGUGAAUUUGCUUCAUGGUUACUUUCUAUUGGUGAUGGCUUAAUAGGAGAACCUGAUACAGAAGAUCCAUUAAAUACAAGAAUUGUUCACAUACCAUCACGAUUCCUAAUUACGCCAACCGAAGACGCUCUCCAAUCUCUCAUCCGCUUUGUGUAUGAUGAUUCAAUACUUGCUAAUCCAUGUGCUGAAAAUUUGUCAAAUAGAGCAAUUGUGUGCCCAAAGAAUGAUACAGCUGAUCAAAUAAAUAAUAUCAUCUUAAAUAUGAUUCCCGGUGAAAGCAGGACAUACAUCAGUCAUGAUAGCAUGGUACCUCAUAUGCAAAAUGCCGCUGACUGUGAAACUCUAUACCCACAAGAAUACUUGAACGAGCUAAGUUUUCCUAACAUUCCCCCUCAUAAGCUUAAUUUAAAAGUUAAUACUCCUGUUAUCUGCAAAACCAGUGAACACACAUGGAGAUUGAAAAGACGUCCACUUUCAGCUGGAGACUUCACAGACAUCCGUAGAAGAUGA